This is a messenger RNA of Thermothielavioides terrestris NRRL 8126, 350 nucleotides long. RefSeq lists its product as uncharacterized. The record is from RefSeq and is a predicted model, not a curated record. The annotation marks the transcript as partial. The transcript has 2 exons. NCBI's taxonomy places the organism in Eukaryota, Fungi, Ascomycota, Sordariomycetes, Sordariales, Chaetomiaceae.
AAGCACUUGUGGUUUUGCUUACUUAGGUGGUCUCCAAGUAUUGCGAAGCCCUCGAGCUCCUAAGGGUAGCUACCCAAAGAGCGUGACCUAACCUAGAGGUCGGUAUCUAAGGCAACAACGUCAAUCGCGACCUUCAACACUUCGUCGCCGCCCCGGCUCGGCUCCCAAAGACCAACCGUCAAUCGCGACCACUUUUUACCUCGUCGCCCCGGCCUAGCUCCCAUCCUUCCGACCGUUCCAACCUCCGACCGAUCAAUCGCUCCAAUCAACCGCCCCGACUAGUCGCCCCGAUCAAAGAACCCAACCGGCCAGUCGCCCCGAUCAAGGAACCCGACAGGUGGAUUGAAUAG